AUGAAAAAACGUUGGGAGGGCUUAUCUUUUCCUCCCUUUGUAGGGGAUGGUCCUGUUGCAAGUCUUCGAUCAAGAGCUGAAUGCAGAUGGCAGCCCCCAGGCGAAGGAUGGGUAAAGUUAAACUUUGAUGGGGCAUCACGUGGCAAUCUGAGGCACGCAGGUAUAAGAUGCUCUGUUCAUAAUUGGGAAUGCAAAGAAAUAGCCACCCUUGCCUCCCCGGUAGGCAUCAAAACCAACAAUUGGGCGGAAUUGAUGGCCCUGGUGGAGGGUCUGCAGUUGUGUAGGAAAAUAAGAGUAAAAAAUUUGGAUAUUGAAGGAGAUUUGACAAUAAUUGUCAAUGCUCUAAGGAAAAGCAGUAUGCCUAACUGGAGACUAAACGAUUUGCUUUCAAAAGCUAUUGACUUAUGCAAAGUUUUUGAUAGGUUUACAGUCAAUCAUAUUUAUAAAAAAGGUAAUAAAAGAAAGGAGAGAAGGUAA
Messenger RNA from Cryptomeria japonica (Japanese cedar), 477 nucleotides. RefSeq lists its product as uncharacterized. NCBI's taxonomy places the organism in Eukaryota, Viridiplantae, Streptophyta, Pinopsida, Cupressales, Cupressaceae. The coding region runs from base 1 to 477 and encodes 158 amino acids. The record is from RefSeq and is a predicted model, not a curated record. The transcript has a single exon. Gene Ontology annotation, molecular function: RNA-DNA hybrid ribonuclease activity; nucleic acid binding.